This is a messenger RNA of Castor canadensis (American beaver), 1712 nucleotides long. NCBI's taxonomy places the organism in Eukaryota, Metazoa, Chordata, Mammalia, Rodentia, Castoridae. The record is from RefSeq and is a predicted model, not a curated record.
AUGCUGAAGCAGGCCAAGAAGAUCUUUUGCUCAGAAAUGUCUCAGUGGCCACACGGUAGACAACGUGGAAAACCCAGACAGUCGCAAAUCUUGGGGCUUAUUUGGCGACAAACAGGGACAAGCACCAGGAUAUUCUGUACACAGACGCAAAAGACAGAAACAAAGGUGUAUGGAGAUAUCGAGUAUUGCAGCAUUAUUAAGAAUAAAGUCACUGGAGAAAGUAAAGGUUUGGGAUACGUAAGAUAUUUAAAACCAUCACAAGCUGCCCAAGCAAUAGAAAACUGUGAUAGAAGUUUUAGGGCUAUCUUGGCUGAACCUAAAAAUAAAGCAUCUGAGUCCUCAGAUCAAGAUUAUUAUGGUAAUAAGCAAGAGGGUUUGGGACAUGAACCUAGAGUAAAUCUGUUUCCAUUUGAACAACAAUCUGAAUUUUCAAGUUUUGACAAGAAUGAUAGCAGAGGCCAGGAAGCUAUCUCCAAACGCCUGUCAGUUGUAUCAAGAGUUCCCUUCACUGAAGAGCAGCUUUUCAGCAUUUUUGAUAUAAUACCAGGACUAGAGUAUUGUGAAGUUCAACGUGAUCCUUACUCAAAUUAUGGUCAUGGAGUGGUUCAGUAUUUUAAUGUAGCCUCAGCUAUUUAUGCAAAGUAUAAGCUGCAUGGAUUUCAGUACCCUCCAGGGAAUCGAAUAGGUGUUUCCUUCAUCGAUGAUGGGAGCAAUGCAACAGAUCUCCUUAGAAAAAUGGCAACACAGAUGGUAGCUGCACAGCUUGCAUCAAUGGUGUGGAAUAACCCAAAUCAGCAGCAAUUUCUGCAAUUUGGAGGAGGUUCUGGAUCGCAGUUGCCUCAAAUCCAGACAGAUGUUAUACUUCCAUCAUGCAAAAAAAAAGCCCCUCCUGAAACUCCUGUGAAAGAAAGACUUUUUAUCGUGUUCAAUCCUCAUCCUUUACCUUUAGACAUAUUAGAGGACAUAUUCUGUCGUUUUGGUAACCUGAUCGAAGUUUACCUUGUGUCAGGAAAAAAUGUGGGGUAUGCCAAGUAUGCAGAUAGAAUAAGCGCUAAUGAUGCCAUUGCCACUUUACAUGGCAAGAUUCUCAAUGGGGUCAGACUUAAAGUUAUGCUGGCCGAGUCCCCAAGAGAAGAGUCUAACAAACGGCAACGCACCUACUGAUUCUUAGAAAUUCAGUACCUGCUUGCAUCAUCCUUCUGAAAACAGUAACUCAAGAGCACAUGGAUCCUGGGAACCUAAGCCUAAGCUUGGUUCCGAUAGGCCUCGUUGGCGGAAUGAAGUAGACCUGACAUUUGGUGUCCACCUGCCAGACAGUACCUUAGCAUCUGAACACACUGCAGAAGAACUUAAAGGAAUGGAACCUGGCAAUUCCCCUGUGGUGCUUUUUUGAGACAGGAACUCACUAUGUAUCCCAGGCUAGCCUCAAACUUGGAAACUUGGAAUCCUCCUGCUUCUGCCUCCCAAGUGCUGGGAUUUAGGUAUGCACCACAUGCCUAGCUCCUGCAGUACAUUUUAAAGGACAGAAGUUGCACAAGGCUUGUUUUUUGACCCCAAGGCAAUAAAAACAAACUUUUUAAUCACAAUCACCUGAAAACUAAUUUUAAAACCCUCUGCUGAACAGCUAUUUAUCAAAAACAGUAAUUCAGUAAAACAGAAUGAAAGCAAGAUGGCGGAAAAGUAGAGGAUUAAAGCUAUGCUGAAAAGUAGAU